UUGAUUGAAAAUUGCAUAUACCUUCGGCCUCGCAAGAUCAAAAUCUUGGGAUUAGGGUUUAGGGUUAGGAAUCAAUUUCUAAAUCUUCACCAGAGAAUGAAACUUGAUCAUCGCCGACCGGAAGAAAAGAUGAAUAGCGUUAGCCCAUGGAAACGGAAACGCCCUGAACGGGAAGGUUCAUUCGUAAUUCCGCGACAUAGUAUUGGGGAGAGGUUUGACCAUUUUGUAUAUGCUAAUAUGGACGUAGAUAUUGAUACCAAAAGAGCGGCUUUGAAAGCUUCUCCUUCAGUUGUCUGUCUUACAUCCCUUACAGGUGGGAAGAUGUUUGCAUGUUCUGGGACUAUAAUAGAAUGUGAGGAUGUUAAUGGAACAUUCAUCAGUACCAUUUUAACUUCUGCGACUCUCCUAAGAUCACCUAUUGAUGCAAAUGCUAUACUAGAUGACAUUAAGGUUGAUGUUUAUGUAAUGAAUGAUAAUCCAUUUAACGGUCAUGUGAUUGCUUAUGAUUUUCACUUCAACAUUGCUACUAUUAGUAUUGAAACAGAUGUAGCAUUACCAACUGCAAUCAUUAGACCUUUGGAUGAUUCAAUCUCAGUAGAUCCAAGUGAGAUCUCUGGUGCUGGGGACAAUGAGGUGGCUUACAAAUCGUUUCAGCUUCAUCGUCAUUCAAAUUUAUUUAGACUUUGUCCGGGAGAUAUGGUUGUAGCCAUUGGCCGCUCCUGUGGUAGAACCCGUGACCUUAUGGCUGCACCUGGCAAAUUCAGUCUUGACUGCUGCAAAUUUGAUUGCAAAGAGCUUUUCAGGGCAAAUUGCAUUAUUACAAAAAGUGGUAUUGGGGGACCCCUUAUCAAUCGUUAUGGAGAAGUCAUUGGAGUCAAUUUUUAUGAUGAUGUUUGUACCCCUUUUCUACCGAUCAAUAUUGUUUCCCAAUGCUUGUUGGGAUUUAAAAAAAAUCGGAAAUCCCGUCGACCUUGGCUUGGCUUGGUAAUGACCAAUCUUUAUGCGGCAAGUGUAGGCAAGUUGGAAAAGAUUAUCUCGAAGUUCAAUAUUUCGAAAGGUGUUCUUGUUGAAGAGGUUAUAAAAGGAUCCCCUGCUCUUGAAGUUAAACGGAUUAGGUGCACAAUAUCCAUUAUUGGUGAUUUUAGUUAG
This is a messenger RNA of Camellia sinensis, 1149 nucleotides long. Lineage: Eukaryota; Viridiplantae; Streptophyta; Magnoliopsida; Ericales; Theaceae. The record is from RefSeq and is a predicted model, not a curated record.